CGCGCUGUGGAAAACAUGCGGCUCGGGGGGACCCCCCCCCCCCCGCGGCCCCUGCUCCGGGCCGAGCCCCGCGGGGCCUGGCACAGCCCGGGCCGCGUGCACGGCUGCGAGAAAGCCCGGAGCAGGCGCCCAAGACCCGCGCCUCCAGGACCCGUCGCGCCGUCGGAGGUCCGGGGCUCCCCGCAGCCAGGCCGCCCAGCCUCCGCGCGGGCCCGCCGAGAACCCUUCCCCCCUUCGGGACCCGUCUCUGGAGCCGGCGGCGGCCGCCCUCCCCCGAAGCCCUCGGCCCCGCCCGGCCCCGCCCCGCCCCGCCUCGCCCCGCCCCGCCUCGCCGCGCAGCUAGCUCCGGCCCCCGCCUCGGGCGGCCCGAGGGGAAGGGAGGGCGGAAGCGCGGGGGUGGUGCUUCCGGGACAGAGGGCGGGCAAGAUGGCGGCGCCCAUGGAGCUGUUCUGCUGGUCGGGGGGCUGGGGGCUGCCGUCAGUGGACCUGGACAGCCUGGCCGUGCUGACCUAUGCCAGAUUCACGGGUGCCCCACUCAAGGUGCACAAGAUCACCAACCCCUGGCAGAGCCCUUCAGGAACUCUGCCUGCCCUCCGGACCAGUCAUGGAGAGGUCAUCUCGGUACCACACAAGAUCAUCACCCACCUUCGGAAAGAGAAGUACAACGCUGAUUAUGACCUGUCGGCCCGGCAAGGGGCGGACACCUUGGCCUUCAUGUCUCUGCUGGAGGAGAAGCUGCUCCCUGUGCUGAUACACACUUUCUGGGUGGACACCAAGAACUACGUGGAGGUGACCCGGAAGUGGUACGCGGAGGCCACGCCCUUUCCCCUGAACUUCUUCCUUCCCGGCCGCAUGCAGCGGCAGUUCGUGGAGCGGCUGCAGCUGCUGUGCGGGGAGCACCGGCCCGAGAACGAGGAAGAGCUGGAGAAGGAGCUGUACCACGAGGCCCGGGAGUGCCUGACCCUGCUCUCGCAACGCCUGGGCUCCCAGAAGUUCUUCUUCGGAGACGCCCCUGCCUCCCUGGACGCCUUUGUGUUCGGCUACUUGGCGCUGCUGCUCCAGGCUAAGCUGCCCAGUGGAAAGCUGCAGGCCCACCUGCGGGGGCUGCAGAACCUCUGUGCCUACUGCACCCACAUCCUCAGCCUCUACUUCCCCUGGGAUGGAGCUGAGGUGCCGCCCCCCCGCCCGACGCCCGCGGGCCCGGACACGGAGGAGGAGCCCAACCGGCGGCGGAAUCAGAUCCUGUCCGUGCUGGCGGGCCUGGCGGCCAUGGCAGGCUACGCCCUGCUCAGUGGCAUCGUCUCCAUCCAGCGGGCGACACCUGCUCGGGCCCCGGGCACGCGGUCCCUGAGCAUGGCUGAGGAGGAUGAGGAGGAGUGACCUGUCCUCACACCUGCCCCCCGACCCCGGGACUGACUUUUCUACUGUCGUACAUUCCAGAGGCCCCCAUCCUCGCAGGGCUAGAAGUGGGGGUGCCCCUCCCACAAUAAACCACACUGACCGGAA
Molecule: messenger RNA, 1506 nt
Organism: Lutra lutra (Eurasian river otter)
Lineage: Eukaryota; Metazoa; Chordata; Mammalia; Carnivora; Mustelidae
Gene: MTX1
Product: metaxin 1
Exons: 8
Coding region: 16-1380 (454 amino acids)
Biological process (GO): mitochondrion organization
Cellular component (GO): SAM complex
Source: RefSeq, a predicted model, not a curated record